GUUCUUGUUUAUAAAUUUGAACUAGAUGAAGUUGUUGUUCUGCUAUACAGAUUCUGCAUACCCGACCAUAUUGUGGAAAUAACAAUAUGUUGUAGUUCUCACUUGUCAUCAAUGGAGCAUGAGAUCAGUAGAGUUGAAUAAACACCUCAAAUAACAAUGGCAACAACCUUAAAUCUCUCACUUCCUCCUCUUCUUUCCACUGCACAACAACCUCAAUCCACUCAAACUCCAACAACAACAACCACCAACUUACUACAAUCAUGCAAAAACCUCAACCAAAUCAAACAACUCCACGCCCAUUUCACUAAACACGGCUACAAUCAACAUCCUAGUUUUCUUACCAAACUCAUUACUAAAUACUCCGAAACGGGGUCCAUGAAAUACGCGCAAAUAGCUUUCGAUAAUUUACGUAAAGAAGGCUACAGUAAUUUUACCUACGUGUAUAAUGUAUUGAUUAAAGGGUAUUGGUUAGCGGGUUUGUUCUAUGAAGCAUUGUUGGUUUUUGCAAGAAUGGUUGGUGAAUCAGUGGAGUUUGAUGGGUAUACUUUUCCAUUGGUUUUGAGUGUUUGUGCUAAAGACGGAAGGUUUAGUGAAGGGGUUCAAGUUAUGGGGUUGGCAUUGAAAUGGGGUUUUGGUGAUGAUGUGUUUGUGUUGAAUUCAUUGAUACAUUUAUAUGGGGAAUGUGGGGAGGUAGGGAAAGCGCGGAAGGUGUUUGAUAAAAUGUCGGAGAGAAAUUUAGUGUCGUGGACUUGUCUGAUUAAUGGGUAUGUGAGGAGUGAGAAGGCGGAAGAGGCGGUGAAAUUGUUUUUUGAGAUGACAGAGGGGGCGGGGGAGGAGGGGGAGGGCGCUGUUGUGCCGAAUUCUGUGACGAUGGUGUGUGUGUUAUCGGCUUGUGCGAAGUUGGGGGAUUUGGGAUUGGCAGAACGAGUGUAUGGUUAUAUUGAGAAGGUGGGAUUGAAGGUUAAUACUGUUAUGGUAAAUGCUCUUGUAGAUAUGUAUAUGAAAUGUGGAUCGAUGGGUAAGGCGAAAAGGCUUCUUGAGGAAUGUGUUGAUCGGAAUUUGGUACUUUAUAACACUGCUUUAUCAAACUAUGUGCGUAAUGGGAUGGUAAGGGAAGCACUUGAGGUCUUGGGUGAAAUGCUUUCUCAUGGAGGACCUCGUCCGGAUAGAGUAACUUUGUUGUCUUCUAUAUCAGCUUCUACAGAGAUGGCUGAUGUUUACUUUGGAAAGCAGUGUCAUGCUUAUGUGUUGAGGAACGGGUUAGAGAAUUGGGAUUCCAUUAGUAAUGCCAUGAUAGAUAUGUACAUGAAGUGUGGGAGUCAAGAAUGGGCUUGCAGAGUUUUUGAUCAGAUGUCGAACAAGACAGUAGUCUCGUGGAAUUCACUUAUUGCGGGCUUUCUGAGAAAUGGUGAUGUGGAGGAAGCUUGCAAAACUUUUAACGAUAUGCCUGAGAGCGAUCUCGUGUCAUGGAACACCAUGAUUGGUGGUUUGGUACAGCAGAGCAUGUUUGAGGAUGCAAUUCAUCUAUUUCGUGUAAUGCAGAAUGAAGGGAUUAAAGCAGAUAGAGUGACAAUGGUCAGUGUUGCAUCUGCCUGUGGAUACUUAGGUGCUAAUGAUCUGGCUAAGUGGAUAUAUAUUUACAUUGAGAAGUACGAAAUUUAUCUAGAUAUGCAGCUAAGUACUGCACUUGUUGACAUGUUUGCUAGGUGUGGUGAUCCUGCAAAUGCGAUGAAAGUGUUCAACAAAAUGAAAGAGAGGGAUGUCUCUGCCUGGACUGCCACAAUAGGGGCCAUGGCUAUGGAAGGAAAUGGUAAGAGGGCAAUCAAACUGUUCUAUGAGAUGCUUCGGGAAGGGGUGGAACCUGACCAUGUUGUGUUUGUGGCUGUACUGACUGCAUGUAGCCAUGGGGGCUUAGUAGGAGAAGGAAUGGAAAUUUUUAGGCGUAUGAAAGAGAUCCAUGGCAUCUCACCACAAAUAGUGCAUUAUGGGUGCAUUGUUGAUAUGCUUGGUCGCGCUGGCUUAUUGAAAGAAGCUGUUGAUAUAAUUAAAAACAUGCCAAUGGAGCCCAAUGAUGCAGUUUGGGGGGCUUUCCUUGCUGCUUGUAAGAUGCAUAAAAACGAUGAGCUGGCAACUUAUGCAAUUGAUAUGAUCUCAGAAUCAUCCCCAGAUAAAGCUGGGAUCCAUGUGCUUCUUUCAAAUAUUUAUGCUUUAAGAGGGAAAUGGACUGAUGUUGCCAAGGUAAGGAUGUCCAUGAAGGAGAGAGGGAUAAAGAAGAACCCCGGUUCAAGCUCAAUCGAGGUGAAUGGGAACAUUCACGAGUUCACUUCAGGUGAUGAGUUUCACCCAGAACACCACAACAUUUGCCUAAUGCUAGAUGAAAUGAACUGCAGGGUUGGAGAGGCAGGUCAUGUCCCUGAUCUUACAAAUGUUUUCAUAGAUGUUGAUGAGCAAGAGAAAGAAUUCUUGCUCAAUCGACAUAGCGAGAAAAUAGCCAUGGCAUAUGGACUCAUCUCUACAACUCAGGGACAUCCCAUUCGUAUAGUGAAAAACCUCCGCAUGUGCUCAGAUUGCCAUUCAUUUGCAAAAUUUGUUUCAAAAGUAUAUGACCGGCAUAUUGUUGUCCGAGAUAACAACCGUUUCCAUUUUUUCCAAGGAGGGUUGUGUUCUUGUGGUGAUUAUUGGUAGCUCAAUGUUGUAUAUGGUGUAUGAUACGUACAUUGUAUUGGUAACUUUAUCAAAUGCAACUGGAAUUGUGGUCUAAA
Molecule: messenger RNA, 2762 nt
Organism: Capsicum annuum
Lineage: Eukaryota; Viridiplantae; Streptophyta; Magnoliopsida; Solanales; Solanaceae
Product: pentatricopeptide repeat-containing protein At3g22690
Exons: 1
Coding region: 157-2685 (842 amino acids)
Biological process (GO): RNA modification
Molecular function (GO): protein binding; RNA binding; zinc ion binding
Source: RefSeq, a predicted model, not a curated record